UACAGUCUCACGAAGAAGCAGCAAACUCCCUUCCAAUCGUCAUUGCAGCCAACGAUGUCACCUACAGUCUCAGUCAUGUUGAAGAAUCUUGGAUUCAUCUGCUCAAAUUCAGGUGACAGUAGUCGUUUGAAGCAGCUGACAAUGUGCAACUUUGACUUUUGCUGUGCGGCCGUGCGUACAGUGUCAGUCAGCUACCUGCGCUCCAUCCUGGAACACGUGCGCUGCUACCUGCUCGACAGGGGUUGGAGUUGGUCUACUACACUGUGCGAUGAUUUUGUUGCAGAUUCGAGUGGCGAAUUGAUGGCAAGACUGAUGCUGUCUGCUAUGGCCUGGUGUGACGGCUACACUGAUCCUCUCCUUGUCCCUCUCACCGGUUGGCUACAGCCCCCUCUUCCUCUUCAGAUUAAAAACGUGGUUGUGAAUGGUGGAGUGAACCUGAUUGAACCGACUCCGUCAGCUCAGCAUAUAGUGGUUGUGCCUCACACUGGAGAUCCUCAGCUCUGGCAUGUUAUGUCCAACACUCUCGUCACUACAUUCAAAGGACACAAUGGAAGAGUUCUUUGUAUAGCAAUGACGAAACAAUCUCAAUACCUUCUGACGGGCGGUGAAGAUACAUCUAUCAUCAUCUGGGAUUUGAAAACUUUCGAGCUGAAGCUGCGAAUUUACGAGCACAUAGCCCCAGUGCUAUGCCUGACCCCGGCAAUGAACAACACCCUGAUAGCGUCAGGCGGGGAUGACUCACGCAUCAUCGUGACGCAACUGCUGCCGACGGGGCGGCGGAAGGCGGGGGAUGUCGUCAUCAAGAUAGACCACCACCGCGGCCCCGUCACCAAUGUGCUUGUCACUGCCGCCUCUGACAUACUCAUCUCUGGUUCAUCGGACGGCAGUGUGUGCCUGUGGACUCUGGACACGUUCACAGUUCUGAACACAAUCACGCUGCCUUCUCCGGUGUGUCGCCUGGCCAUCUCCUCGGAUUCGGUGUUCCUGCUGGCCGCCUGUGAGGACAACCAACUCUAUUUGCACACUCUGGCCACCGGCACUCAGAUACAUUGCCUCAGGGGUCACAAGGCCAAGGUGGUGUCAAUCUGGCUGGCGGGGGACAACCAGCGGGCGGUGGCGGGAGGGGCAGACGGCCGUGUGUAUGUGUUCGACAUGCACAGCGGAUGUCUGGUGCGGACUAUCAGCACCAGCCACAAUUCCAAGGUCACCGGCGUCAAAGUCACCAACAAUGACGACUUCCUCAUCACUGCAGGAGGCAACCGGAUAACCUUCUGGAGUUUUCGGAAAGAGGAUGGAGUUGGAAUAGAUGAGCUAGGAGUGCAGAUGAGUGGCAAGCCACCCAACCAGGCCCAACGACCCCAUACCGCCUCUAUCUCCUGUCUCGACAUAUCCAGGGAUGGAACCACCGCUGUUACAGGAGCCAUGGACAGCCUAAUCAACGUGUGGUUGGUGAACACCCAUGAGCUGAGCGCCACCCUGGAAGGGCACUCGGCCAACGUCACGUGUCUGGCCAUCUCGCCCAAUGGCCUCUUCGUCAUUUCGGGCUCAGAGGACAAGACUGCCCGCGUCUGGGGUCUCACGCUUGGACUCGUUGUAUCUGUCUUUACG
Molecule: messenger RNA, 1608 nt
Organism: Nilaparvata lugens (brown planthopper)
Lineage: Eukaryota; Metazoa; Arthropoda; Insecta; Hemiptera; Delphacidae
Exons: 10
Molecular function (GO): protein binding
Source: RefSeq, a predicted model, not a curated record